AUGCAAGGUCAAAACAUUGUAAAGAUCAAUAUCCCAGAUCUUGAAAAAGUUGAUAAACACAUUCGUGAGGUCAUACAUAGUAAUUAUAAUGCUCAAAUAAUCGAUAGUGACAUAUUUAUUAAGUGCGAUGGAAAAAAUAAAGAAGAUAUUCAACUUGAACUUGCAUUUUCGGCUAGGGUACAUAAUCCAACUUGGUCCGUAUCAUUAAAUACAAUAUGUGUGGCUGGAGGCAAUAGUUAUCAACCUGAUAUUGGCAUCUGGUUUCAAAAGCCAACGUAUGCACAACGUAAUAGUCCAAUUGUAAAUCGGUGUCCACCACCAAAUGUAUACAUAGAG
Molecule: messenger RNA, 336 nt
Organism: Funneliformis geosporum
Lineage: Eukaryota; Fungi; Glomeromycota; Glomeromycetes; Glomerales; Glomeraceae
Source: the annotation of a GenBank genome assembly